CCGAGGUCGAGCUUGUAUUGCAGGACCCGUCCUAUACAGAGACGACGCGGAUUGCCCUGGAACAAGUUGGGUUUCGAAUCGUGGGAAGACAUGGCAUGGGAGGUUUCGCGGAGAUCGACGAGAACACGCUGGUCUUCUCAUACCGUGCCACGGUCAACUUGCGAUCGAUCAUAGCCGAGAUUGCGAGACCCUUUGCGAUGGUUGUACAAGCUGACCGCGUGGUACUUAACGGGGUAGGGAUCGAUUACAAAAGGGAUGCCGGCUAUUUGAGGGAGGAUGGUGAAUAUGUCCAUUUCUCCCUGGCACACGAUUACAGCACACCACGUACGCGGGCGAUGGACAAAGGCUAUUAUUGGAAAACGUGGCCUAAACUGAACAGCGAUAAUGACAGCCCUGACGAUUGGAAUGCUAUGAUAGGGAUGAGAUCAUACAUCGUUCCUGAUAAGGGCUUGAAAUUCGCGCAGGAGGAGAGGAAUACAACCUAA
Messenger RNA from Anthostomella pinea, 485 nucleotides. NCBI's taxonomy places the organism in Eukaryota, Fungi, Ascomycota, Sordariomycetes, Xylariales, Xylariaceae. The record is from the annotation of a GenBank genome assembly.